CUGUCUAUAUACAAUUUCUCUAAAUUUUAGGAAAAAAGAAACAACUUUUCUUUUCUUACACUGCCUAUAAAUCUCUAGACUCAAAAACUCAUACACACAUUUGGGUCCAACACAUCAUGUCGUCUUGGAAUUCAGUUUCACUCCAGUUCUCCUAUGAAGCUUUUGGCUGGUUUGCUUUUGCUUGUUGGUCUAUUAGUUUCUGGCCUCAAGUCAUCAUGAAUUUCCGCAGGAAAAGUGUUGUAGGACUGAACUUUGAUUUUGUGCUGCUGAAUCUGACGAAGCAUUCGUCAUAUCUUAUCUAUAAUGCGUCUUUGUACUUUAGCUCUGCAAUUCAGCAACAAUACAAACACAAAUAUGGAAAGAAAGAGAUGAUACCAGUGGCGGCAAAUGAUGUAGCUUUCUCAAUUCAUGCUGUUCUACUAACAGCAGUUUCAUUAUUCCAAAUUGCAAUCUAUGAUCGUGGAAGCCAAAAAAUAUCUAAAAUCGCUUGGGCUAUAGUCGCCGUUGCAUGGACAGCAGCAGCUGUGUGUUUCUUUAUAGCAUUGAACAAUCAUCAUUGGCUAUGGCUUCUCUCAAUCUUUACUACCAUUCAAGUUACCAUGACUGUCAUCAAAUAUAUUCCUCAGGCCGUGAUGAACUUUAAGAGAAAAAGUACCGAUGGAUGGAGUAUUUUGAACAUUCUACUCGACUUUUCCGGAGGGGUAGCAAAUUAUCUACAAAUGGCUAUGCAAUCCAUUGAUCAAAGUUCUUGGGUGAACUUCUAUGGAAACAUUGGAAAACUAUUGCUAUCCUUGGUGUCUAUAUUCUUUGACAUACUCUUCAUAAUCCAACACUAUGUAUUAUAUCCUGAAAGAAAACGCAAAUCAGAGACCAUUCCUGAAUAUGAUAAUGCCACCAAGGCUUCUGCUCCGCCGUCGUCUCAAAAUGUUUAAGGGAGUGUUUGUGUGAAUUUUAUUCUAGAGAAUAAUAUACAAAAUAGUGUUUGGUUCAUAGUUUUGUUUUUUUUUAUGAUUGAAAUAUGUUUGGCUUGUAAAAUAUGUUUCCAGAAUGAAUGUUAUAAUUCUAAACGGGGUGUAGAAGCAUGCAAAUUCAAUCUUAAUGAAAGGAUUAUUUGGCCUAAAGGUGCCAUUUCUUUGAA
Messenger RNA from Lathyrus oleraceus (garden pea), 1138 nucleotides. Its product is annotated as cystinosin homolog. The transcript has 8 exons. Gene Ontology annotation, cellular component: vacuolar membrane. The coding region runs from base 117 to 932 and encodes 271 amino acids. NCBI's taxonomy places the organism in Eukaryota, Viridiplantae, Streptophyta, Magnoliopsida, Fabales, Fabaceae. The record is from RefSeq and is a predicted model, not a curated record. Gene Ontology annotation, biological process: L-cystine transport. Gene Ontology annotation, molecular function: L-cystine transmembrane transporter activity.